CUUUUUUCUCGUCUUCUUCUUUGUUUUAAGAUAUUCCUCUCAACCAUAUUUAAUCACUAAGAUCCCACAAUCAUCUUUCUCAAUAUAUAUUCUUCCUCAUAUACUCGAUCAGAUGGGAUCUAGACUGGGCUAUGACUGGUCAGAGUUGACUCCGGAAUGUCUCCUAGACAUCUUCUCACGGCUGAGCACAGGUCAACGGUGGAACGGACCGAUGCUUGUCUGCAAGACGUGGAUGAACUUAUGCCAAGACUCGUCCCUAAACACUGUCUUGGAUCUCGAAGCUGAGUUUCUGUCUUCCCCUGAUUCGUUCUACUGGUGGAGCCCUGAAUUUGAGGAAAAAGUUGACUCAACCGUCCGGUCUGCUGUCGACCAGAGCCAAGGCGGUCUCAAGGAGGUUCGCGUCAGGCAUUGUACGGAUAAAUCUCUCUCAUACGUAGCCGAGAGGUGCCCUAAUCUUGAGGUACUUUGGGUUAAGUAUAGCCCAAAAGUUACAAUUGAGUCGAUGAGGAAGAUAGCAUUAAACUGCACUAAGCUAAAAGAACUUAACAUAAGCUGCUCUUAUGAAAUAUCUUGUGAGUGCAUAGAACUUGUUGGUAAGAACUGCAAGAAUCUUGAGAUUCUGAAACGGCAUUUGAUGCAUCCUUUAGAGAUCCAGAGGGUAAAACAUUGCACCUAUGCGCAGGAUCUAUUUUUGGAAACAUUAGGGGAUGUUGAUGCUUUUUUUAUUGGGAAACACAUGCGUCACCUGAAACACCUAGAACUUCGAUAUACUACAUUGACUGAUGGCGCUCUUGAAAAUCUUUGUAAACAAUGUUCCAAUCUAGAGUACUUGGAUUUGUUCGGGUGUGAGCGCUUGACUAGCGAUGGUGUUACUAAUAGUAUCUCGAGCUUGAAGAAUCUGAAGGAGAUCAAGAAACCAGAUUUUGAAGUAUUGGAUGAAGAAAUACACUGGUUAGCUGAUUUGGCAGAACUGUUUGAAGAAUAUUAAGACAACCGCCUAUUAUACUAACCAAACUCAUAUACUUUUGUAUUGAUAAUAUUUUUUUGGGAAAAUUAUUUUUUUAAGGCCAGAACCAUUAAGACAUUAUCUCUUUAAUGUAAUCUCAUUUAAUAGUUGUCCUAUUAGGUUAAGUAUUUUAUAAAUGGC
This is a messenger RNA of Eruca vesicaria subsp. sativa (arugula), 1147 nucleotides long. The record is from the annotation of a GenBank genome assembly. NCBI's taxonomy places the organism in Eukaryota, Viridiplantae, Streptophyta, Magnoliopsida, Brassicales, Brassicaceae.